Molecule: messenger RNA, 672 nt
Organism: Salvelinus namaycush (lake trout)
Lineage: Eukaryota; Metazoa; Chordata; Actinopteri; Salmoniformes; Salmonidae
Product: ras-related protein Rab-26-like
Exons: 8
Coding region: 1-672 (223 amino acids)
Cellular component (GO): Golgi apparatus; endosome
Molecular function (GO): GTPase activity; GTP binding
Source: RefSeq, a predicted model, not a curated record
AUGUCCCGCAAAAAGGCGGGUAAGGGCAAAAACGGCAACAGCAGCCCGAUGACAGGCAGCCCCACCGGAAAACAGAACGGGAAAACUGGGAAGAGCACCGCAGGGACGGGGAGCGUGGUGCAGGCGAACGGUAUGGUUCAUCCGAGCAGACCCUCACUCAGCAACAGCAGCGAGUUUUAUGACAUCGCAUUCAAGGUGAUGCUGGUGGGAGACUCCGGGGUGGGGAAGACCUGUCUGCUGGUGCGCUUCAAAGACGGAGCCUUCCUGGCAGGAAGCUUCAUCUCUACUGUGGGCAUCGACUUCAGGAAUAAAGUGCUGAACAUUGACAGACUGAAGGUGAAACUUCAGAUCUGGGACACAGCUGGACAGGAGCGUUUCCGCAGCGUCACACACGCCUACUACCGUGACGCCAAUGCUCUCCUGCUGCUAUAUGACGUGACCAACAGAACAUCUUUUGACAACAUCAAGGCCUGGCUGACUGAGAUCCAUGAUUACACCCAGCAGGAUGUGGUCCUGAUGCUGCUGGGAAACAAGGCUGAUGCCACGCAGCAGAGGGUGGUGAAGAGAGAGGAUGGAGAGAGGCUGGCCAAGGAGUUUGGGGUUCCAUACAUGGAGACCAGUGCAAAGUCUGGCCUCAAUGUGGAGUUAGCCUUCACUGCUGUGGCCAAGUGA